GUCCGUGUCACGUCACGUGACAAUGUUUAGGUCGCAGAGCGGAACAAGCCGCUAGCAGCUAACACGGUGUGUGCGGCAGACAGGGAGCACCGCGGACUUAUGUACCUGAUUUUAGUGACGAUUUGAUACACGGUAGUUUAAACGCUCAACCGAGAUAACCAUGACUGGACAGAGAACCAUAGAUCUUGUGGCCGCUUACAAUCAUUUUCUGGAAAAACAAAUCGUUGACCAGGGGUCCAGUCUGCCAUGCAGAGACGUGACCCUCUGCAAUGAGGUGGAUGAGCUGCUUAAGAGUGAAGAAUUUACUGAUGCACAUUGUCUGGGUUUGGAUACUUUGAACAUCAUACUAGAGUCUCUGCAAGCAGAAGUGACUGACAGUAGGCGACCAACAAAAGUCAGAGCAGGGCUAAAAGGCCUGGCCAAAGCAUUUGAGGUGCUUGAACAAGCAGCACUCAACCUGCACCUGGGUCCAUGGAGGGAAGAGUACAAAAUUGUCAAAAUGUAUUCGGGUAUAUUUACCCACUGCAUCAAGCCAGUGUUCUCCACACAGCAAAUAGAGCUCCUCUUCGGCCUGCUGGGUUAUAGGCUGUGCUUGUCACGACGGGAACAGCUCCACCUUCAGCCUCAAAAAGUCAGUUCAGCCAGGGUUGAUGAGCUGCUGCGCUUGUCCUGUGCCUUCUUUGUGGCUCGUUGUGAGUGUCGCCUCCUUCUGGCUGUACUGGGAAAGUAUGCUGGUCAGGCUCAAUGUGAGCUCAGCAUUGUGAGAGAGAGGCAAAGAGGACACAGCCUUCAGAUUGCCCUUGACAGCACUAUGAGGCUUCUAGAUGUCAAGCAGCCUCUACAAGAGUUGCCUGAAGAAAGUGACAUGGAUCUGUACACAGAUGAGCUGGAAGGAGAGCGCCUCAGAGAAACGCCUGUCGAUGAAUCCCCUCGCUCUUUAACUUGGAUGCCUGAUAAAAGUGCCAAUGGCAUGUUAAAGGAGUCUGUAUACAUCUCUACUUACCAUCUCAAGCAGCCCUCUGCUGACUUGCAUGCCAAUGACUUCUUGCCUACCUCCCAGCGUGCCAGCCAUUUCUAUAGAGACACCUCUGGAGACAAGAUGGAGGCGUUACCUGGUAGUCUUGAAGAAAAGACUGAUCAUGAGGUUCUAAGCAUGCUGACUUGUACUUGUCUCGAAGUGAAGCGCUUAAUUCUUUAUAAAUGCAAAGAAUGCCAAACCUACCACCAUGUUAACUGUCCCAAAUUUCAGCCGUGCUUCAAAAAUCACACAGUAGAUUUAGUUGAGGAAAUACCUGAGCAGCUCACACCAAUUCGAGCAACAGCUUCGCAACGUAGAGGAAGUAUAUCACCAACUCUGAACAACUGCAGUGACACAUUUUCCUCGUUAGCUUUGCAUAAUCAAUCUGAAUCUGCUAUAUCGUUUAUCAGUCCUUUAGCUCUGCAUAGGUGUUGUGAGAUCGUCAACCAGGAUCCCCAGAUCUUGUGUUUUAGGUGCCAGGUCUUUCACACUGACUAUUGCAAUGAAGCAAAGAUCUGUCUCAAUUCCCAUGAGGCUAAAAAGUUGGGUUUGUGUUCUGUCGGUAGAUGUAGUCAAAAGGUCCACAUGUUAUGCAAAUACUGUGGAAAUGAAUACUGCAAAGACUGCUGGUACAAAUCACCUCUUUACUGUGAAUGCGGUAAAAAUUUUGACUUUUCAUCUUCUGUCUAGAAAGUCAAAUUUAAAUUGAGACUUUACAAAUAAUGAGGCUAACAAAGUGCCUUAAAUCUGCCAGUAUACAGAAGCAAGUCUGCUCACACCUCACCAAAGCAUUCUGAGCACAAGAAAAUAGCUAGCAUUCAUGAUCAAUACAAUUCUGACCUUGACAAUCUUUCUUUCACCCCCAUUUAUGAACAAAUCAAACACAUGAGUACAAAAUAUGUAAGUUCUUGUUAGUUGACUCUCCAAGUUUGUCUAUAAAUGUAGUUAAAUGCGUAUCUAUGCUGUACUAAAUCUUAACACUGCCAUGUCAUGACACUUAAUGCUGUAUUUUUAUGUUUUACACUUCCACUGUAUGUGCCAACUAAAUAUGCACCUUAAUUAAACUUUUCAAAUAGG
Periophthalmus magnuspinnatus is the source of this 2095-nucleotide messenger RNA. It is a transcript of the gene spata2l, whose product is annotated as spermatogenesis associated 2-like. The coding region runs from base 161 to 1708 and encodes 515 amino acids. Lineage: Eukaryota; Metazoa; Chordata; Actinopteri; Gobiiformes; Gobiidae. Gene Ontology annotation, cellular component: cytoplasm. The record is from RefSeq and is a predicted model, not a curated record. The transcript has 4 exons.